AUGCACACAACGCAAACCAAUAAUAACCAAAAUGGUGUUAGCCACAUUGGUACUACUUCGUCUGUCGACACAGAAGACAACAAUGACUUUAUAUUGGCGAAUACAAGCAAAAGCAGACCAAACUGGGUACGACGACGAAUUCAUGGUGCAUGUUCCAAGAAAACCCUCUAUAAAAGAAUCCCAAUUCUGGGCUGGAUACCACAAUACAAUAAGAACUGUGCGCUUUCUGAUUUUGUAGCGGGAGUCACCAUUGGUUGUACAGUGAUCGCCCAGGGUCUAGUUUUCGCCAUGGUUGCUGGGGUACCACCACAGUACGGACUCUACACUUCCUUUAUGGGUUGCUUCGUCUACGUAGUUUUUGGUACUUGUAAAGCCAGUGCAGUAGGACCUAGUAUUAUGACAGCAGUACUAAUUUUCGAAACUAUUGGGGGAAAAGGGCCACAAUAUGGUAUACUUUUGUCCUUCCUGACCGGACUAAUUCAACUUCUGUUAGCUGUUUUGGGCUUCGGUUUUCUGAUAGACUUCAUUUCGACACCUGUUAUGUCGGGUUUCGCUUGCGCAGGAGUCCUGUUUACAGCAACCACUCAAAUCCAUAACCUGUUUGGAAUGAAAGCGCCAAAUCGUAACUUCAUACCAACUUGGGUAGAUUUUAUUACCAACAUUAGUCAGACUAAUUUUAAAAUCUGGGACACCGUUCUUGGAAUCACCUGCUUACUGAUAUUAGUACUAUUGAAAGUUCUAGAAAAAAUUCUAGUACCACUUGGCAAGCUACAAAAAUUGUUUAGUGCAAUAAAUAUUGCAGGUAACUUAAUUGUCAUCAUAACCACUACUAUCAUUAGUUACUAUGUUGGAGAGAACGAGGAGACACCGUUUCGUCUAACUGGAUACGUACCAUCAGGGUUACCAACUAUACAGGUUCCUCCUUUCAGUUACCAAACUGUGUCCAACGCAACGACGACGUUCCGGGAAAUGGUUGCAGAUCUUCAUCUAGCGAUUUUCGUGAUACCUUUCAUGGGGUUCCUUGAAACCAUCACGGUCUGUAAAACAUUCAAUGAAGACGCACUUUCUGUAGAUGCCACACAAGAAUUUCUAGCCAUAGGUUUAUCCAACGUGAUGGGUUCUUUUCUGCAAGCACUACCAUGCUCUGCUGCUUUGGGUAGAAGUGCCAUCAACUACUCCAGUGGGGUUAAAACCACACUCGGAGGUUUAUACACCGGGGUACUUGUUCUACUAGCACUGGUUUACCUCACACCGUACUUCUACUACAUUCCAAAAGCAACUCUAGCAUCCGUAAUCAUUGCGGCUUGUACUUCGGUACUGAAAGUCGAGGUGGUGAAGCAGAUGUGGCGAACCAAAAAAAGUGACUUGAUACCAGGGUUGACCACUUUCGUGGUGUGUUUAACUUGGUCUCUCCAGUACGGGAUUCUGAUGGGUGUGGGGGUUGAUUUGUUGUCCAUCGUGUACCACGCAGCAAGACCGAAAAUUUAUAUGCAGAAGACAAAAAGUUCGAAGGGGAUAAAAUAUUUGUUGGUAACGCCAGAUCGGUGGUUAGUUUUUCCCUCGGUCUACUAUGUCAAAAAUUUGGUUACUAAGUGCUCGGUACGACACGGGGUUCCAGUUGUUUUGGAUUGUUCUCACAUUUAUGGGGCUGAUUAUACAGCUGCUAUUGUCAUCAGGAAUUUAAUACAGGAUUUUGUAAAGCGACACCAGCCACUAUUUUUCUAUAAUCUUAGACCUAGUGUUAGUUAUAUAGUGAGUAGUUUAUCAGUCAAGGACUUCUUCGUUUACUACAAUCUGGACGAAUUUGACGACGUUUUGAAGACGUGGUGUGCAAACAAAGAGAGUGUGAGAGGGCAGAAAAAUCAACUCUAUUAG
Molecule: messenger RNA, 1875 nt
Organism: Zophobas morio
Lineage: Eukaryota; Metazoa; Arthropoda; Insecta; Coleoptera; Tenebrionidae
Product: sodium-independent sulfate anion transporter-like
Exons: 4
Coding region: 1-1875 (624 amino acids)
Biological process (GO): transmembrane transport
Cellular component (GO): plasma membrane
Molecular function (GO): sulfate transmembrane transporter activity
Source: RefSeq, a predicted model, not a curated record